AUGCUCUCACGACAAACAAUAAGGGCUUCCCGGCUCUGCUGCACACGCAGCUAUGCAACGGGUGCGACAACUGCUCCUCCAAUGCUGCUUAAGAUCCGCUACAGCUAUCCUCGACCUCCACUUCCAUUUCCCCUUCCAGUUCCGGCUCCAGCUUCAGCUAACCUGUGUGCUCCAUCCAGCGCAGACCUAAAGACCGCCAUGCGCGCCAAAGACGCGAACCGCCUCGCUGUCCUGCGCGCCCUCCUCAGCCAAACCCUCAACGCCUCGAAAACCAACACGCCCAUAAACACCGACAUGCAAAUGCUCGCGCUCCUACGAAAAACCAGCGCGCAGAGCCGGGCGGCCAGCGAGGAGUUCACGAAGAACGGGCGGGAAGAUUUGGCGGCCAAGGAGCAGGAUCAGAUCCGGGUUCUGGAGGAGUAUGCGGGGGAUGUGGAGGUGGUGGGAGAGGAGGAGGUUAGGAGGGCUGUGGAGGGAGUUGUGGCUGCGUUGAAGGGAGAGGAGGGGAAGUUGCAGAUGGGGGAUGUGCUGAAGGCUGUUUUUAAGCCGGAGGUUUUUGGGGAGAGGAAUGUGGAGAGGGGGGAUGUGGCGAGGGUUGUGAAGGAGGUACUGGCGGAGCAGGGGAAGAGUGCAUAG
Molecule: messenger RNA, 636 nt
Organism: Lachnellula hyalina
Lineage: Eukaryota; Fungi; Ascomycota; Leotiomycetes; Helotiales; Lachnaceae
Gene: AIM41
Product: Altered inheritance of mitochondria protein, mitochondrial
Exons: 2
Coding region: 1-636 (211 amino acids)
Cellular component (GO): mitochondrion
Molecular function (GO): carbon-nitrogen ligase activity, with glutamine as amido-N-donor
Source: RefSeq, a predicted model, not a curated record